AGGGGCGGGGAUUUUGAAGUGAGCGAGGAAAAAUGGCGACCAUCGUGAUGAAGUUGAACGGGGCUAUUUACACAACAGUAAUGAGUUUACCGUACAGCCCGGCAAACAAAAUUAGAGUAUCUGCGUUAUUAGUUUUAAUACUCGCUUUUUCGAGUAGUAGUUCUGGAGAAAACACAUAUGAUGAUAAUACUUAUGAAUUUCUCAAGCGAGAGUAUUCGCUGAGUAAGCCAUACCAAGGACUGGGCUCCUCCAGCUCCUCACACUGGGAGUUCAUGGGCAACACCAUGAUCAUGCCUGAACACAUACGGCUGACACCAGACCUGCAGAGCAGACAAGGAGCUGUAUGGAGUCGUAAUCCCUGCUACAUCAGGGACUGGGAGCUGCAAGUACAAUUUAAGAUCCAUGGUGAGGGCAAGAAGAACCUGAAUGGAGACGGCCUUGCAAUAUGGCUCACCAAAGAGCGAAUGCAAAAUGGUCAAGUGUUCGGAAACACAAACUUUUUUACAGGUCUGGGUGUUUUUGUAGACACUUAUCCUAAUGAUGACAAGCAGCAUGAGAGAACGUUUCCUUUUAUCUCUGCAAUGGUGGGAAAUGGGAGCGUUGCAUAUGAUCACGACCAUGACGGACGGUUUACUGAUCUCGGUGGCUGCACUGCUCACGUUCGCAAUGUUGAAAAUGACGCAUUCCUCUUGAUCAGAUAUAUGAAGAACAGACUCACAGUGAUGACGGAUAUCGAGGGGAAGCAAGAGUGGAAGGACUGUCUGGAUAUACCUGGAGUGAGGCUGCCACAAGGUUACUAUUUUGGCGUCUCGUCAGCUACUGGAGAUUUAUCAGAUAACCAUGACCUGAUCUCCUUCAAGCUGUAUGAGCUCACAGUGGAACGCAGUCCUGAAGAGGACCAGCAGGAGAUCACGUUGCCUAGUGUAGACUACCGAGUGGACUCUAAUGUUCAUGUGGAGGACGAAGGAAGGAGCAUCAUCACCACUUUAUUUCUCUUCAUUGUUUCCGUCGUUGUGCUGGUUGUAGUGGUUGUGGUUAUUAUCUUUCUAUAUAAUCACUAUAAAGAGAACCGUCGCAAACGCUUCUACUGAGCAAAUUGAAAAACAAGUGACAGGAAGGAAAUGGGACGAGGGAUCCAACAUGAGUGUGACUGGUAUUUUUGCAUAGGGCUGCUUCUGGUCCUCACCAACAGAAAGGACCUAAAGGCCAACACUGAACUAAAAGCCAUACCUGACCUCAAUCAUGAUUAUGAUCUCAAAAAACUGUUCAAGAAUAUUUGAAAGAGUGUGCAUCAGUUUUUGAAAGUCUCUAGAGACUUUUGUGUGAGCGUAUGAUGCAUUUUUAUAUAGUUUAUCAAACUGUUGUAUUCUCAGGUCGUCUACUGUAAUGCCACUGCAGAAAUCCCAAAAGCCCUUUUGUUCUGCCUUCAAUUGGACAGAAAUUAAUCAAAAUAUAAUAUAUCACCUAGACUUUGACCUCCAUCUGUCACCAUCAUCUCAUCAGCUGUCAGCACUCAUCUCUUAACUUGUGUAAAAUUGAUUCAAUUUGAUUUUCAUCCUUAUGUAAGUAAUGCUGGCCGGCUGUACUGUUAUAAACAGACAGUAACAACCAUCAAUGUGAAGAAUAUUUUUCCAAAAUGUCUGUUUUGUAAUACUUAUAAUGUCUUUAGUUGUUGUUUUAUGUAUCAAAAGCUGCACUGAACUGCUUGACCAUAUGUAGCUUAUUUUAAGUUACUUUGGAUUAUGAUUUAACUACUUCGGGUAUCAACUUGUUAAACCUUUAUAUUUCAUGUCUUCAUGGCCUUAUUUGAAUACUAUGUUUAGUAAUGUUGAAGUGCUGUGACGUGUUUAUUCCCGUAUCUUAAUAUCUUCCAUAAAGAGGCAGAGAUGUAAAGCUGGUGCAGCAAUUUGACAGUUCCUGAGUUUUUCAAUAAUUGCACUAUUGCAAAGAUAUGCAAGAGGUUUUGCUUUUGUCCAAGUUCCAGUCUUUCCUAUCACUUCUAGUCACUGCUCUCCACAGACUAUUGUUUUAUACUGGGAGAGAUUGUUAUUGCUGUUGUCAUCGGCUCAGUGAUUGAGCAAGCUGCUGUAUCAAACUGAUGUUUUCAUGUUCGUCACCAACAUAUUGAAUGUUGAAAAUUCUAAAUUAAACAUUCAACGUUUGUCUUCUAAUUGGAUGUUAUGUAUUGACAACGCAAGUUUUUAAUAUGAUUGAAAUGUUAGGAAUAGUAAAUUGUUUUACAGUAAGCUUUUUUCAUAGCUUCUAACAACCCGUAAUUAUUUGUAUACACUCUAAAAAAAUUGUUUCAACAAAAAAUAAAAGCAACAGUCUUCAACAAUC
Molecule: messenger RNA, 2340 nt
Organism: Cyprinus carpio (common carp)
Lineage: Eukaryota; Metazoa; Chordata; Actinopteri; Cypriniformes; Cyprinidae
Product: VIP36-like protein
Exons: 8
Coding region: 33-1091 (352 amino acids)
Biological process (GO): Golgi organization; endoplasmic reticulum to Golgi vesicle-mediated transport; endoplasmic reticulum organization
Cellular component (GO): endoplasmic reticulum-Golgi intermediate compartment; COPII-coated ER to Golgi transport vesicle; endoplasmic reticulum membrane
Molecular function (GO): D-mannose binding
Source: RefSeq, a predicted model, not a curated record